Messenger RNA from Arachis stenosperma, 943 nucleotides. Its product is annotated as ADP-ribosylation factor 2. The transcript has 6 exons. The coding region runs from base 169 to 714 and encodes 181 amino acids. Gene Ontology annotation, cellular component: cytoplasm. NCBI's taxonomy places the organism in Eukaryota, Viridiplantae, Streptophyta, Magnoliopsida, Fabales, Fabaceae. Gene Ontology annotation, molecular function: GTP binding; GTPase activity. Gene Ontology annotation, biological process: intracellular protein transport; vesicle-mediated transport. The record is from RefSeq and is a predicted model, not a curated record.
UGUUCCUAAAUUUGGAUGGGUCCGCGUUUCCAUAAAAUCGGUGAAAGGCCUCUCAAAUUGUGGAGUUAACGGUGACACAGAAGCAGCUCCCAUUUCUCUCUUCUUUGCAAAGAGAAGAGAUCUGCGUUCUCCUCUCCCUUCGCAAAUUUUCUUCAAGAGUAGUUAAAAAUGGGGCUGACUUUCACGAAGCUGUUCAGCCGGCUCUUCGCCAAGAAAGAGAUGCGUAUUCUCAUGGUUGGACUUGACGCUGCUGGUAAGACCACCAUUCUCUACAAGCUCAAGCUUGGAGAGAUCGUCACCACCAUUCCCACCAUUGGGUUCAAUGUGGAAACUGUGGAAUACAAGAACAUCAGCUUCACUGUCUGGGAUGUUGGAGGCCAAGACAAGAUCCGUCCAUUGUGGAGACAUUACUUCCAAAACACACAAGGGCUUAUUUUUGUGGUUGACAGCAAUGACAGGGACCGUGUUGUUGAAGCAAGAGAUGAGCUACAUAGGAUGUUGAAUGAGGAUGAGUUGAGGGAUGCCGUGCUUCUAGUUUUUGCUAACAAACAAGAUCUUCCAAAUGCUAUGAAUGCUGCUGAGAUAACUGAUAAGCUUGGUCUUCAUUCUCUCCGUCAGCGUCAUUGGUAUAUCCAGAGCACAUGUGCUACCUCUGGUGAAGGGCUUUACGAAGGACUUGACUGGCUCUCCAACAAUAUUGCAAACAAGGCAUAGAGUUCUACCAGUUAUCAUGAAGGACUCCAGUCAGUGGUUACGGUCUCGCAUAUCUGAUUUUCUUGCCGUUCCUUUAGAUUUUCAUUGUUCGAGCAUGUAUUAUUUUGUUUUGAUAAAAGAACAUCAUUCGGUUACAUAGCCCGAAGAAUAAUUUGACAUUUUUUCCCUGUAUAACCAAAUAUAUAGAAUUGUUACCCAUUCAUUUAUGAAGCCAACUUAAUCGUUGAAA